Periophthalmus magnuspinnatus is the source of this 4166-nucleotide messenger RNA. It is a transcript of the gene srbd1, whose product is annotated as S1 RNA binding domain 1. Lineage: Eukaryota; Metazoa; Chordata; Actinopteri; Gobiiformes; Gobiidae. The transcript has 20 exons. The record is from RefSeq and is a predicted model, not a curated record. Bases 340 to 3303 code for a protein of 987 amino acids. Gene Ontology annotation, molecular function: structural constituent of ribosome; mRNA binding. Gene Ontology annotation, biological process: nucleobase-containing compound metabolic process; translation.
AUUUGGCUUGUCGCUAGCAUCUGCACCCAAGCGACGGUUGCGUGCGAUUUGGGACUGAGCACGCACUAAAACUGUGGUCUUAAAUAGUUUUACCCAAAUAAUAUCACGACAACUUACAUUUGAAUGUGUUGUUUUGGUACGACAGUGAAAUAAUGGAAGUUUGUAGCACACUAUCACAAGAAUCACGUUAGCCGAAUGACUGAGAUGCUAAUUUUCAAGCACCGGACUUUGCGUUUUGGCUAGUUUUAGUUGACACAUCGAAUGUCAAUGGUUUGGCUUUAAUCAUAUUAGUUCCUGACGUUUUUUCAAGGGUCUUCUUACUAUUGGGAAGCUGGAAAGAUGAUGCGAAGACCCAGAACAGCCACUGCUAAAGCUGUGGAGUAUCAAGAACUAGACUCAGAUCUAUCCUUUACUCAAACCAUGAGUGAAGAGGACGGCGAAGAGUGGAUGCCAUCAAAGCCGAAACCUAAGGCUCCCCGUAAACCUGCGACCUCAAAUGCCAAAUCAAAGCAACCCAAAGCCCCGAAAGUGCCCAAAGAACCAAAGCCAAAAGCCCCCAGAAAACCUCCAGUCAAACGCAAACUGGACGGUCCCAAGACUAGUCAAGAUUCUGCAGCUACUGGGUUAAUUCGGACAAAAAGGACAAGAAUUGAUACAGAGAAUGAACAAACAAAAGCGGAUAACCACAAAGGUGAGAGGUCAGAUGAACCAAGGCCGGCCGCAAUGAAGCGAGAGCGCUUGUCCUUCACUGUGUCAGAAGCUCAUCAGGACAACAGGUGGGUAAACGAAGGUCCAUCGUCUCUGGGCUACACUGUAAAGAAAGAAGAACAAGAGGAUUACACAUUUGAAGAUCCCUGUACAAUCAAACCAAGUGGGCGACAACUUCCAAGCACUUUACGAUCUCCUCUGGCCAAGUCUUUGAGGAAUCAGCUCAACAUGAACUGGGAUCUUGUAGAGCUUUUGUCCAUCCUGACCAACGUGGAGCCGUGGGUUUGUGUGAAUAUCGUGACGCUGCUGCAGGAGGAGAACACGGUGCCUUUUAUGGUUCGUUAUCGCAAAGACAUGAUUAAUCACAUGGAUGCUGACGCUGUUCGGGAAGUACAGCUGGUUUAUGAGGACUUAUGUGCUUUGGCUAAAAAGACUCAGUCUGUGAUUCAGACGCUGAAGAAAGACGGGAAUUUGACAAGUGAGCUGGAGCAAAACCUAAGAAACUGUAGAUCUGCAGAUGAACUGGAUCAUGUGUACAGUCCAUACAAGAAAGGCAGUAAACUGACGAAGGCUCGCAGGGCUAAAGCUCUCGGUCUUGAAGAAGCUGCUUCUACUCUUCUGGAAAGUCCACACACGUUGGACUUGAAUAAAUGGGUUCAACCUGGUACUGAGGGUCUUUCCACUGUUGAAGAAGUCGCCACCGGUGUUGAGCAUAUACUGGCUGAUGUCAUCGCCAAAGACCCCGACACUUUAACUUACGUAAAAGAGCUAUGUGAGAAAAGCCACAUCACAAUCCAGUCUUCUGUGUCCAAAACGGCUCUGAAAGACAAAGAGAAGACGGAGAAAACGGCUCAUUCAAAACCGGGGUCACAGCAAAACAAAAAACAAGACAUGGACAAGUUCAGCCUGUAUUUCGACUUCACCUGUAACAUCCAUCGCAUCCAGUCUCACCAGACUUUGGCCAUUAAUCGAGGGGAGAGUCUGAAAAUAUUAACGGUGAAGAUAAACAUCCCCGACAGAGUGAAGUCUGACUUUACCACGUGGUGCAUAAACUGCAGAUGGAGGACAAAGACGUUUGCCAGAGAGGAGCUCCGAGUUCUCAUUAAGAACGCGGUGGAAGACUCUUAUAAAAGACUCAUUUUACCUUUCCUAACCAGAAGCUACAGGACUAAACUUACCACAGCUGCGGAGAAAGAGUCCAUCGCUAUGUUUGUUCGUAACCUUCGGCAGCGUCUCCUGGCGGGACCGGUUCGCGGCUGUGUGCUCAUGGGCGUCGACCCGGGCUUCAGACACGGCUGUAAAGUGGCAGUCCUGUCCCCUACAAGUCAGAUUCUCCACACUGAUGUUUUCUACUUGCACAACUCCAGCACGCACCAAGAAGCUGACAAACUGCGCCACCUUCUGAUCAAAUAUGGAUGUACAAAAAUCGUGAUUGGCAAUGGGACGGCGUGUCGUGAAACAGAGGCGUUCUUCUCUGACCUCAUCUCCAGACGUUACUUCCAGCCUUUGGACGUGUCCUACUGUAUCACCAAUGAGGCAGGAGCUUCUAUCUACAGUGUCAGUCCUGAGGCCGUCAAAGAAAUGCCAGACCUGGAUCCAAACCUGAGGAGCGCAGUGUCUAUCGGGCGACGAGUUCAAGAUCCGAUGGCUGAGCUGGUGAAAAUUGAUCCUAAACACAUUGGAAUUGGCACAUAUCAACAUGACGUUUCAGCCGGAGCCCUGAAGUCGGCCUUGGACGGCGUGGUCCAGGAGUGUGUGAGCUUCGUCGGAGUGGACAUCAACAUCUGCUCCGAGACGCUGAUGAGGCACGUGGCUGGACUGAACGCCGGUAGAGCUCGAAGCAUCGCUGAGUGGAGAGAACAAAAUGGACCCUUUAUCAACAGAGAGCAGCUCAAACUGGUCAAAGGCAUGGGCCCCAAGUCUUUCCAGCAGUGCGCCGGCUUCAUAAGGAUCAACCCUCAAACUCUGGAGUGCUCCUUACCUCAGUCCGGGCCGGCGAUCCCAGAGAAAAUAAGCUCUAAGAAGGGCAAAGGAAAGAGUUGUGUGGCCGUCCCGAGCUCUGUUAAUCCGCUGGACCAGACCUGCAUCCAUCCCGAGUCCUACCAUACGGCGCAGAGAUUCCUCUCCCUUGUGGGUGCUACUGCCGACCAGAUUGGAACUGUAAAACUGUCACAAUGUGUGGAAGACACAGUCAAGAGCAGCAGUGUGGAGGAGCUGGCCAGAAGCAUGGAGACGAGCCCUGAAACGCUCAAACUCAUCAUAGACGGGCUCACACAACCCCCAGGCUUUGACAUUCGACAAAACUUCAGACAGGCCGACUUUAAGCGCGGCGUAGUGUCCAUGAGCGACCUGCAGGUGGGGGCAGUGCUGACGGGACGGGUGGACAACACGGCUCUGUUUGGGGCGUUUGUCGAUAUCGGUGUGGGACGCUCCGGACUCAUCCACAAAAGCAAAAUCACCCUGGAUAAGCUGCCGCCGAGCCAACGCCGCCGCAGCCUGGUCCUGGGACCCGGGGAGAGGGUGGAGGUCCGAGUGCUUAACGUGGACCGACAGAGAGGGCGCAUUGGGCUGGACCUAAUCAGGGUACUGCAGUAGUUAAAGGGCCCGUUUUACACUGUUUUCUGAUCUGUUGUAAUGUUAUUUCCUCAUCACAAACAGACCUGGAGUUGUGUUUUGUUUCAUUCACAAACAACACAAAACACAAACCCUGCGUAUUUAGGCUACGUUCUUCUCUCAAACAACAUUUUUAUUACAGGAAGUGCUCCAUUGUGUUUUUAAACUCCAUACACCUUCACUAGAAUCAUUUGGAUAACCCGGUUAACUUGAAAACUACCACUUCAUGACAUCACAAGGUGGAACAGAGCAUUUUUUUGAGCAUUGAAGAUGCAGCCAGACUAAUAAUAAAUGAUUUCUUAAACAUGUGAAUGAAACAAAACACAACUCCAAGUCUAGAGUAUUAGUAUUAGUAUAGAACAGGGCUGUCCAAACUAAGGCCCAGGGGCUAAAUGCGGCCCUCAGACCAAUUUUUGUCGGCCCAAUUGAUCAGGAAGUAUUUUUUCCUACAAAUUGAAGCGAUUCUACCUCUGUAACCUGAAAACAUCACAUCGCAUUGUGACGCAGACCUAAAAACAAUAAUUAAAGGUGCAAUUUUUCUGUCAAACCUGUGUUAAAUGCACCGUUUGACUCCCUGUAUCGACUCCGCUUCAAAUACGUUUCAGUCUGCAUCCCUCUGUAAGAAAAGUUUGGACACCCCUGAUAUAGGACCUUUAAAUGUUACACUAUUUUUACACUAUUUUUCCAUCAUAAAUCUAGUUAAUUUCCUUGUAUAUACUUUAUAAAUAUUUGUUGCUACGUGCCUUUCAGUAGAACACAUUUUGCAUUGUUUAUACUCCUGUAAAGUUUGAUCAAAAUGCAGAAGAAGAAGCCGCUCUGUUUGUUUAUAGUAUGUUUGAAUUGCC